ACCUUGUUGAAUUGGGACACCGGUAACUGCUACGAACAUGGCGCCUGAACUUUGAUCUUUUCCUAGCUACGAACGCAGCUACCUGAUUGGUGUGAUUUUUUUUCCAUUUUAAGGGGAAGUAAUCAAUAGUGGAACAAUUUCUGUUGCAGUAGUUGCCUCCCUUAUGUAGUCAUUGUUUUUCAAGCACCGCAAUGUGUUUUAUGAUGCGACUCGCGAAUAUUUGCUCACCUGUAACCGUAGUGUAAUUAUACCAGGCUGUUGGGACUUACGAAUUUAUGACGAACCUUAAACGACGAGCCAACAAAGUAAGAACUCGUUCCUUUCCUUCCUCCUACAGACACAAAUAGACAGAACUUAAACAUUCGGAGAGAAUUAAUACUUGAGCCAACUGACACACAUCAAACACCUAAACCAAGAGUCUAUUUAACUGGUUAAUCCACUUAACAAAAGAGGUUUUAAUAAGGAUAUUUGAAUGUAGUUCUAGGACUGAACAUAAAUGUCUUUAAUACAGUUGACAAUAAAUGUGACGGGGUCACAAAAUGAACAUAAAAGUAUAAUCACCUACAAGGAAACCAAGGCUGUAGUUUAAUCACUACUUCAAGGGCCGACAGGCAAGUGAAUACAAUUCGCCAUCAGACGACUAGAUGCUCAGUCUGAAAUGUCAUUAGCAUACUGUCAUCUUCCACCUUCGUACUUAACACUACCAACUGAAGACACACAUGCAGCAUCUUGGGAUUCAUACACUCAAAACUGCUAGGGAGAGACGAACCCACACACUACAUUUCCUGCAGCUCUUCUAGUUACACGUAAAGACAUGGACAAAAGCAUUUACAGAAGGAGCGAGCUUCAGCCCGUCUAAUACCUUUUGAGUGACUCCAAGUAUAGUGUUUACAGCCAUGAAUUCAAUUUUGUGCAUCACGAAUUUUAUUAAAGCAUUUAUCAACAGUUUAGUAAAACUGGGUGACAUGUUUGUGAAAGUCUCUUUGUUAAUGACCCUGAAGCAUUUUGGCAUUUGAAUAUUUGAAUCCUAAAUCUUGACCCUUCAGCAAGACACACGAUAAAUACAACGAAUUUUACAGAAACUUGCAAACAAAUGUUUUAACUAUAAGCUAACCCUUCUUGAUCAUGGAAAGUACUGUAAUGUAAAACCAGGAUGCAAUUGCUGCUUACAGAUUGAUUGCAGAUGAGUUCUCACCAGACUGAGAUUAAAGACAGAUACAGAAUGCAGGUAAAGUGUAAAGAUCUUAAAGAAAAUUUCAUUGUGUGUGUGUGUGUGUGUGAGGUAGAGAGAUUCUAUUUCAUCAAUGUACAAUUCGGCAUUGCAUACUAUUGUUUGAGAUUUUUUCCUCGCUACUUUGUGUUUCGAUUUCUCUUCGUAAAUCGCAAUUAUUAUUCAUUUCACUGGUAGAAGUUUCUGAAAAACGUCGACGACGACGACGACGACGACGAGGACGACGACGACGACGACGACGACGAUAAUUUAUAAAAAAAUUACUUCUAUGAAAAAUUUAUAAAAUGAAACAGGGUAAAGCAAAAACUACAACAGGAAAUAUUCCCAGUUUUAUUGACAGGCUCAAGCGAUAAUGAGCUUAGCAGCGUGCAAUAAACACUAGGAUAGCGGUCGUAUUCACUUUAGAGUCUGAUAAGUUAAAGGAACUGUUUUUUUACAUCUGAAAUGGAGUGUGGUUUGGUGUCAUUGAUUUGUACUUGAUUUUGCUGUUUUUGUGCAGUUUUAUUCUUUUAGCCGUCUUGAUCCGUAUUUUUGUUUUCUUUUAGCAUUUAGUAAUGCAGUUCCAGCUUUCUAUGCCAGUCAAUGUUUCACGAGACUGUUACACGACCGAUUCAGGAAAGAAUCCCUUACUCAUUCCGUUUCCAGGUUAAAACAAAUCAACACUAGUAAAGUCUCUCCGAUUCGAUGAACCAAGGCAUGCGUUCGGAAAAUAUGUCUCAAACCUAACUUGCAUUCUUUGGGAUCAGUUACUCGCCAGACACGUGAUGAUUGUCUCAAAUAGUUUCAGAUCACUUUAAAUCUUUAUGAAACAGAUAAAUUUAUAAAGAGGUUUAUCAAUGGAAGUGAACAGGGUAUUGAUAGUUACUAAAAAUGGGAUACAAUAGGGGAAGAGGGAAUAAAUGGUGUCUCUCUUCUUCCUGGUUAUUCGAUACUCUUCAAGUCUCUAUUAUUUCUUUCAACAUAUAGAGCUAUGUGCAUAUUCAUAUAUGUAUGUAAUCGAACGGAUAAAACAAAAUUAAAAUGUUUACGAAAAUUUUGGGUAAAAAAUCUUGUCAACGGGUAAAAUAAGAAAGAAAAUUACACAUUACCAAUAUUACUAAAAAAAAAAAAAGCUUAGUGGAGAAAGAACAAUGAAACAAAACAAGUAUUAGUUACAAGUGGUGCAUCAUCACAAAGUACAUGCUUUACCAAUUUUUUUUCUAAAGACUUGUGUGUUCCUCAAAGAUAUUUAUUUAUAUAUAUAUUUAAAACGGAAUUUAUAAUGUGCACAAUAGAAAUAAGACGGUAUUUACUUAUAAUACCCGGUGCAAAAUAAGGAAACCAACCAGAGAAUACGAAACUAGCUACAUCUGGAUUAAUCUCAAAUACAUGAAGACGCAUCAAGCCCUUUUUCGUCCUCAUUCUCUUGACCAGAAGACAAGAGAUAACAUGAAACGACCAUGCUGCUUGAUAACUCUUUUGCUCAUUUUACAUGAGAAUGGUAGAAACAGCGUGUUUGCCUGUGAGUACUCUACUUUUUAGAAGAUAUAGUGCUUAGCCAUUCAUUUUCUCUACUACGAUCAUUGUAUAUGCUUUAAUGGUUAAUGGACAAUACCGUUGUUAUUUCAAUCUCUUUAAUAGUUUUUUUCGAGCCCAUUAGCUUUUGAACAUUAUCGCUUCCAUUAUUUUCUUUCUCUUCUAUUCUUUUGUUACUAACUUACGGCGUGUAAUGACACAAAGUAAAACAAUUACCAUCCCAACUAAAAUAUUAUUUUUUACAAAAUAAUAUGAAUUAUUUUGUCAAGGCCAGUUAAUUUAACCAGAAUUUUGUAAUAAAUUUGUUGCAGGUGGGGGAAUGGGAACAAAUCAGACAUCUCACGAAGAGGUCACAAUUAAAGAGAACACACAAGCUGACCUCAGAUGUAAUUUGAGAACAGAAAAUAGUGAGACCUCCAAGGAAUCAGCUUUUGUAAUCGAGAUGAGGCUGUGUGACAAUGGGAAAUAUCAUGAUGUUUGCAGAUGCCGCUGGCUCCCUGACAAGGAUGCCGUGUGCAAGAAUCAGAGAAAUGUUUCCAUCUGCGAGGCUGACAACAAUGAGAUGCGGUUCUCUGUGUUUGUCAAGCGGACCUACAGUGACAUCCUGUGGGAACUCUACAGAUCGAAUGCCACUCCAGUCGUGAUUAAAAAAACCAGACUUCAAGUCAUGUACCCAGCAAAGGUCACAGGGUUGCAGGUGAAUGGACAAGAAGUUACCGAGACUCACGUCGUUGACGAGAAUCAAGAGGUUAUCGUCUCCUGUUUUUUCAUCAAUGGAAAUCCUCCGGUUACCAUUCGACUUGUAGACAGCACCGGACAAGCACAGAGUUCGACAACGCAUGGAGUCGAACCUUUGGUGAUUUUUCUUGGAGUGUUUCGCUGUCAGGAGGUCUGGCCGAUCAUUAAGUGUGAGGCUACGGGUUCAGAACUGAACAGAUCCGUGGCCAUCAUUGGCAGAUGUAAGUAUCAUACUAGGUAACAUGCCAACGACACUGUGACAGACAGACAGACAGACAGACAGACAGACAGACAGACAGACAGACAGACAGACAGACAGACAGACAGACAGACAGACAGACAGACAGACAGACAGACAGACAGACAGACAGACAGACAGACAGACAGACAGACAGACAGACAGACAGUUUUUAUUUACUCAUUUUCUUUUCCCUGAUUACUUUUUCAGGUCUGCCUCAGUUGUUUCACACUGAUAGUCACCUCCAAGAUUUGACAAGAGUUUUAGACGAAGGUCUGACACUUGGACUGAGAUCCUACACUGGUGUCAUCAGUAAAUGUGUCAUGACAAAAUUUCCCCCGAAACCUAACACCAAGGAAGUGGCGUGUGGCUUGAGUGGAAGUGCCCCAGACUUCAUAUUAACCCUUAACCUUACUACAGAACCACCGAUUGAAGAAGGGAUUUGGAUGCUGCGUGUUUUUACAGACCUCGGGGAUUCAAACAUAACCUUUGUACUCACCAAUAAAACUUCUGAAAGUGAGUACCUCUUAAAAUAUUUGUUUAAGUAAGUCAACAUUUAAUAAUCUCUAUUUUCAUAAAAGCCUUUAGUUAAUAUAUUUGGUAAUCAUAUAAUAAAUAUUUGUAAAGGGAAUGCAGUGCGUAACAUGUAGAACUCAUAAAGUGCAUGCUUCUUUCACAAAGGCCAUAUGUAUUUAUGCUUUACAGAUGGUAUUAGUAGAACAAUUUUACAUUUUUAAUUUGUAGGGAUCAAACAACCGGAUAGUCAAAGUCCGCUUUAUAACAUUGUUGUAUGCGAUUUAUUUUGUUAUGCAAUGAACAAAUAACUUUUAUGUUGUUUUAAUUACACCGCCUCUAUAUUUUACAAGAUUUUAUGCCUUCUUACAGAGGUAAGCAUUCAAACGUUCAAGCGAAUGCUUUUAUCUGUAAAUUACUGCCACACUAGAGGGCAUUUAUAGAACUUGCUGAAUAAAAAGUAUAUCUUUAUCAGUCAUUAGUAAGUUUUUUAAACUUUCCUUUUUACAAGAUAAGAGAGAAGCUGGUAUUUUGGCUUUCAACUUGCAUAUGAAGUUUUCAGAUAUGUUUAACUAAGUAUAAAUUAUCAUUUUAUGACUCUUACUUACAAAUAAAAAUAAAUAGAGAAGUUUGGAGGUUAAUAUGGCCUGUCUACCCUUAUUUUGUUUUUCUAUCACAUACUUUUGCCCAGUUUUUAUUCGUGUGAUAUGUCUUUCGCUUUUACUGAAUGUCAGUAGGACAUCGAAAAUAUAGUUUCUAAGCUAAUCUUUAGUUUAAAUGCUAGCGCGAGUAAAGCGCUAAUAUGCCAUGUAUGCCAGCAAGACUUACAUAUUUAUAAGUAUGCAGUACAUAAUAUCUAUAAAGACAUACGUAUUACUUCCUACUCGCCAGUAGCAACUAAACUCAUGGUUUAACUUAUCUUUUUGGUAGACUGCUUUUAACAACUUUCUUUCUUUUAUCAUAAAUUUAAAAGGUAGUUAUUUGACCAGAGCUCUUGGAAGUGUUAGAGACCACAGUUUCUACAGCAUCGUGCUGUUUUAGUUGUUUACGAGCUUUACUGAGAAGCGAAAUAUAAAUGGACACACUUUCGGACAUUCCCGAAUCUAUUUUUAGUUUUAAGUUCCAUGUGACGCAGCACAACCAGUUGAGUCAUCCUAGUGAGUGAGGAUUUUGCCCUUUUCACAGCUACCUCUGUCGUGUUAGGCUGUUGCUUGCAAAAACCGGUUACCAUUUCUUAUUCUCAAAUACUAAACGCAUUUUAGCAAAAUGAAAUCGGACAUUAUUUCUAAAAGUGAGAGUUGUGCAAGCAUCAGUCAAAUUUAAUAAGCCACUCGUCCUACUUGACGUCGGGGCAGACGAUUGUUUUGACACUAGCUUCGACAAUUCUGUGUGAGAGAAUAUCGAAAACUGCAACAAGAGCUUUCAACAAGUGUUAUCGGUGUGUGCGGAACAGUCAACUACAUGGUACAAACCAUAUUAAAAUGAAUGAAAUUCUCUGCUUCUUUCUGCUGCUUAUUGGUUCUGUCCAAGCAAACAUCACAAAAACAGAGUGCAUUUCAUCAGAAGUAGUGGCUUUAAGAUGCAUUUUCCCGAAAAACUUGAACACUACGCGGACAGAUUUCACGGUCUACUUUCAUUCUGCCGAUGGAAAAGCAGAUUUGCUGGUAGACUGUGCAUGGGUAGGUGACCAGCUUCAUUGUAUCGAACAAGUGGGCUUCAAGUGCAAGUGGCCAGUCUCAGACGUUGCUGACAUCAGUGUUCCCACCAGAUUUUUAAGAUUUUCUGGAACAUAUAGUUGUAUUCCUGAAGGUUCCAGCUCUGAAAACACCAUAUCAUGUAAAUUUUCCGAGAACCAAAGUGAACGACAACAAGAAAAAAGCCAGGAUGAACAUCAAAGAGAAGGCGAUCUCAAACAACAUGGUGACAAAGGAGCAGGAAGCAGUACUGAAGAGACUCUCGGCAUUGUUUUUGGAGUUGUUGCACUUGUUCUAUUGGCCACGGUCGGCGUUGUUAUGUACAAGAAGUUUCUUAACAAAAAUAAGAAUAUUCGCAAAUCAAACAGAACAGCUCAACACGAUGAAUACUGUUCGUUCCUAUUAACUGAAAACAAGAGAAAAAUUGAGGAAACAAAAUACUUAGCACCGCCUUUUCCUUUGGUUUCCUCUCGCCAGCGGAGCUCCUCAUUACGAAAACAGUUUGAAGAUGACAAUAAUUUAGAAAUAACAAGGACAAUUGUAAAUGAGAAACGGAAACAGCGCUCAGACACAUUGUGACUUCAACACAGUAAAAAUACAUGCAAUUGUUUCUGGGUAUUCACCUUUUGUCUUUGGUAAUCUUUGUUUUCACUAACUCUGAAGAUGGUAAAAGAUGAAUGACACUACUCAGAGACACAACACGUGAUCCAACUUGUUAUUUUUAUUAUUUACUGAUAUCACUACUUGAUAAUUUAAAAAAAUAUUUGAAUAACCGACAUUACAGUCAGUUUACUUGCAAAUGGCAAGGUACUUUUUUACAGUGUCACAAAAGAUAAGAAUAUCAGGAAUAUUAUGUCUAACCAUUCUCUUUUCUGUUGAGUGAAGGGUGACAACUCUUGCAACUGUGGGGCAUAUAUUUCUCAUCAUAUAAUUGACCCAUUCUUUAAUAAGACUAGAACCAUCAUUUGGCCUUUAUAUAAAUAAUGAAUAAAAAACCAGAUGGUGUUUUUAUAGUUACUUAACAGUCUUACCUGGAGGACCCAACAUAAUAUAAGACAUGACAGUGACCAGAAAGUCCUUUUUGUAAGUGAGUGAAAUUUUUUCUUAACAAAUUGUUUGAGACUAAAUUUUUCUACUUAGGCAAGUUGGAGUAGAUGAGAAAAGAUUUUUUUGCACUGGUUUUGUCAUCAAAAGCUAUAUUGCUUUCUACUUGAUAUCCCAGUACACUAUCUGAGCAUGUAUAAACCUUAAGUAAAAAAUAAAUGUUGCUUAUCACACAGUUAGCACACCAUAAACUGCUUUUUGUGUACAAUAGAGUUUCAGCUGCUUUUCUUAACAUUAGUCCUUUUGCAAACUCUUCUUUUACCAGCGUAUCUCUCCCACACUUUAACUCAAUGGUAGCGGACUAUGCUGUAUUUAAUAAUAAACUAAGCGGAGGUGCCCCAGAGUUCAACCUAACCCUCCUUUUUCUCUGUAGAGUCAAGGAUUAGAGAAAGGAUUUAGACGGUACACAACAUAACAGAGCUAGGCAGCUCAAAUAUUACCUUUCCACUCAUUAAUAGCACAGGUCAAUGUAAGUAUGAUAAAUAAAUUGCUUACAUGUAUACAUUUUUUACUUCAUGAAAUAAAACAAUUAGCAUUUUAUUAUUUUAAUUUAUUCUCUUUAUCUUCAGCAUGUUUGAGCUACAAAACAUUAAGUACAAAUUCACUAUCUUUCAAGACUGUUGAGAAAUUAAUUAUUAAUUUUGCUUCAGUAAGUUGUAUUUCACAUAUAAGUGCAAAUUUUAAUAUAUAUAUAUAAUUGUGUAGGUCUGCAGGACCAGCUGCCACAGAAUGUCACAGUGUAGUUGACCGCUGGUACAAAAACUUUAGAAAAAGCAAUAUGUCUUUCACAAAAAAUCAUUUAGUUUGCACUAUUUCAGCAUGUGCCGUCUACAGAUACUUCUUUCACCUGUUUUGAAGAAUAAUUUUUAUAGGAUGGUCUUUGUUGAAUUUGAAAUUUUUUUAUUCCUUAACCCCGUGGGGAGGAUGGAGAAAUUCUAUAGACAACUAGUAGUCUACUACGACUAAGCUUGAAGAAAUAUAGGCAGAUAAAAGAUAAAUGAAACUAAAUACAAGUAAAUAUAAAACAGUGAAAUAUCACAAAGGAAAACUUAACAAUAAUUAUAAUGAUGGCUGAGAUAUUAGCGUUAGCAUGGGUUAACUAUAGUUGUUACACAAGUAACACAUCAAAUCAAAUCAAAUGAAAUCAGACUUUAUUGUCUGUCGAGGAGACCCAAGACAGAAAUUUGUCUUUUGCUCACAAGGGCAGGUAUACAUACUCAUACAGACAUUUAAUACACACAGUUAUAUAUAUAGCUAUACACAGUUGGUAUUAAAGAUACAUUGUCAUGGUAGGUUGGAUCUCCCAUACAUACUCAAACACACACACACACACAGAGUCUGCAGUAGUACAAUACAGAACAACUUUAUCGAUCCCCAGAGGCACUUGAGAAUAAUGGUUAAGUUCAAAGUUGAGCAUCUUGUCAUAAAGGUUAGGUUACAGAACAAAGUACUCAAUUUACUUUACAAAAUGACUAACAAGCAUCAAAGGCAAGAAAAGAAUUUUAAAAUAUUUCAAAAUUGUACACUUUUCCCUCUUAUACAGAAACUUUAAUAAAUGGCCAAAGCUCUCAUAAAAUACCAGCACAAAAUAUGUGAAAACGAAGAAAAAGAUAAUACACCAGGAGAAACAACAGCGCAGAAAAAGACAGAAGAAUGAAAAAGAGCGGAGAAGAAAGAAAACACAGGCACACAGACUAUUUCCUUAGUGCACUGUGCGAAAAACUGUCGGCAGACUGGUACGACUGGAGACGGGGAAGAAACAAUUUACUAUGUAGGUUAUAUCCGUGGCACGAGGAAACCAACAAAACCAACAGCAAGUAAAAACUCUCUCGCUUCACAGGCACGCUACGGGGGUAAACCACGUCUCCAAUCAGAGUGAAGGUCAUCUCGCAUUGGCACAGAUCACCGCGUGACAUCUACUCAAAGGAACUCUACCUCUUUUAUAGGCCUCUAUAUAAAUAAUAUUUACUAACAAAAAUACACAAUAAAAUGUUAAAAAUAAUUCGCUUAUAAACAUACAUCAGUUAAUCCUUCAUACUAUCUAAGUAAAAUGAAUUUUGAUUAGUCAUUCAGCACUUAUGCUCAGCCCCUAAGUGGACUGAUAUCCCUAUGUCACCAUCUGUGACAAAAGAGCACUUUCCUACUAGAUUCAAGCUUGAUACACUUUAACAUAAGCAAUCGGUCAGCAAUAUCUUGUACAUUUAGCAACACAGAACAGUCUAACCGUGUUAAAACUGUUGUAAAAAACUAAAUAAGUAAAACAACGGAGUCAGGCAGAGCAGCAUUUCAGGUGUCACAUAUACAAAUAAGGUAAAGAAAAGAUUUGUCUGAAUACUUCAUUUUAAG
This is a messenger RNA of Pomacea canaliculata, 9379 nucleotides long. RefSeq lists its product as uncharacterized. Lineage: Eukaryota; Metazoa; Mollusca; Gastropoda; Architaenioglossa; Ampullariidae. The record is from RefSeq and is a predicted model, not a curated record. The transcript has 8 exons. Bases 5717 to 6508 code for a protein of 263 amino acids.